Messenger RNA from Amphimedon queenslandica, 1680 nucleotides. Its product is annotated as cytochrome P450 27C1-like. The record is from RefSeq and is a predicted model, not a curated record. NCBI's taxonomy places the organism in Eukaryota, Metazoa, Porifera, Demospongiae, Haplosclerida, Niphatidae. The transcript is spliced from 8 exons. The coding region runs from base 31 to 1581 and encodes 516 amino acids. Gene Ontology annotation, molecular function: monooxygenase activity; oxidoreductase activity, acting on paired donors, with incorporation or reduction of molecular oxygen; iron ion binding.
GGCGUGGUCCCUUGUAUUGCUAGCUCCAGCAUGAACAGAUUCCACUCAUUUCAGAUUCUCAAGAGGUUUUCUAGGCCUCUCUGGUCUGCAAACUGGUCAGUCUCUCGUUGUAGCUCUUCCUCUUCGCCUAACAAUGAGAAGCUGCUAUCAAUGAGUGAUAUACCUGGUCCUAGAGGCCUACCAAUCUUGGGCUCCACGAUAGACUACCUGAGGGCACUGGAUAAAAGCUACUUACUAUUAUUCGAGCGAGUCAAGAAAUAUGGUGGCAUAUACAAAGAGAAAAUGCUUGCUGGGAUGCCUUAUUCCGUUAUAGUGACUGAUACUAGUGAUAUAGAGACUGUGUUUAGAGCUGAUGGCAAAUACCCAAUCAGACCUGAUACACCAAUGUCCCUUGAUAUGAGAGAUGCCCUUAAGAUACCGUAUGGACUAUUGCUUAGUUCUAAUGAGGAGUGGUAUAGACAGCGUCAAUCCAUCUCACCAUUCAUGAUGGUUCCUCGUAAAGUUGCUGAGCAGCAUAUCGGGUUUAAUGAUAUUAGUGAUGACCUUGUGAGUGCAAUCAGGAAAGUGAGAUCAAGUGAUGCUUCUGUCAUUUCUGAUGUGCCCAGCCUCCUCUUCAAGUGGUCUUUUGAAUCUGUCUCUUAUACUACUUUGGGCAAAAAGCUAGGAUCAUUGAAUAUUGAUAAUGUUCCCAAGAAAUGCCAAGACAUGAUCGAUAACACUCAAUUGCUUUUUCAAAAAACACUGGAGGCCAUGUUUACCCCACCACUCUACAAGAUAUACCCUACUAAAUUAUGGAAGGAUUUACUGCGCAGCCAAAAACAAGUGUAUGAUAUAUCAAUGAGUUUUGUUGAAGAGAGAGUAAAAGAGAUUGAGUCACAGAGCCAGCAAGUCAAUGAAAGUGAUGAAGCACCAGAGAAGAUGGAUUUCCUAACGUACAUGCUCCUCUCUAACAAACUCACCAAAGAAGAGAUAACUAGUAAUGCUGUUGAUCUGAUGUUUGCUGGAAUCGACACUACUUCCUAUACAUUGACUUGGACUCUUCAUAAUCUAGCAACUAACAUUGAUAUACAGGAAAGAGUUAGGGAGGAGUUGCAUAGUGUAAUGGGAUCAGAUAACCUAGUGACACCUGAGCACAUACAAAAAAUGACUAUAUUGAGAAACUGUGUCAAAGAAUCAUUGAGAUUGUAUCCAACUGUCCCAAUGAAUAUUAGAGCUUUGCAGCAAGAUGUGGUACUAUCUGGGUAUAGUGUACCGGCUGGAACACAAGUACUGAUUCCAAUUAUUGUCAUUGCACGAAUGGAGAAGUAUUUCCCUAACCAGCCCAACUCGUUCAUUCCUGAUAGAUGGAAUCGUGAGGGAGAAUAUCCUAAGAAUCCAUUUGCUUUCCUACCCUUUGGAUUUGGAGCCAGAAUGUGUAUUGGACGAAGAGUUGCUGAGUUGGAGCUGCACAUUGCAAUUGCUAAAAUAUUAAAGAACUUCAAUGUAUCUUAUGCAACUGGACCUGAUACUAAAAUGGACUUUGUCAUGAAAUUAGUUAUAGUCCCUGAGAAACAGUUGGAUUUGGUAUUUUCAGAUAUUUAAUACUUGAUAUUCUAAUAUGUACUACGUAUUUUAUUUCAGUGAUUUUGUCACACACAUUGAAUUAUUGUUAUUGUUCUAAAAUAGUCAUUUUAUUAGCAA